Molecule: messenger RNA, 4704 nt
Organism: Parascedosporium putredinis
Lineage: Eukaryota; Fungi; Ascomycota; Sordariomycetes; Microascales; Microascaceae
Source: the annotation of a GenBank genome assembly
AUGACAGACCCAUUAUCAGCGGCCUCGGGCAUAGCGGGCCUCAUUUCCCUUGCCGAUAUCAUCUUCAUCAAGCUCGUCCAGCUCCGGAAGCUAUGGAAAUCCGCCAAGAAGGCAGAGGACGAUGCGCAAAUCCUGAUGACGCAAAUCAGCCCGUACGACUCGAGCGUUCGCCUCACCGCCGUCGAGGCGUGCUAUCAGAGCCUAAGUGACAUUCGCAACAAGCUCAAUGCUGCGCUGGACAAGAUGAAGAGCAAUAGCGGGAGGCAGCGGCUCGUAGAAAAGGUCAAAUUUGUGUUUUCUACUGACGAGAUGACGGAAUUAUUGGUAAAUCUGUCUCGGCACCAAGAUACCUUCCAACUCGCCAUCGCGGCGGAUUCUAUGAGCGGCAUCAUCCAGUGCCUCAGCCGAGGCGAAGGGGUAAAGCAGCAGGUGGAAGAGGUUGCGACUGACGUCAAACGCGUACUCGACAUUUGUGUGAGGGUCGACAUGAGUACUCGAAAGAAGAACAUUAUCGAAUUCUUCAUGAAAGAGAGCCCUGGCCAGGCGUUCCAGACAAGUUUAAAGCUCCGUCACCCACUCACCGGGCUAUGGAUCCAGCGAUGCCCCGAAUAUCAGUGCUGGCUCAAAGGCUCGACAACCAGCCUGUGGCUCGCGGGAAUGAUGGGCGCAGGGAAAACGGUGCUGGUGGGAACCGUGAUCGAGGAUGCCCUCCAGCUCAGCAGCGAUCGUGUAGCAAACCCGGAGGCAUUCAAGGCUCUCGAGGAUUAUCACAACACCCUCCACCCAUCGACGGGCAUCUUGCAAACCUCCACCUCGGAAGAGUUGCUCGCUGUCCUGGAGAAAAUGAGCGCAGUGCUAGAUCGCAUCAUAAUCGUGGUUGAUGGUAUUGACGAGGGAGAAAAGGUAGACGAGAUCCUCUCUAUACUCACGAAGAUCUCGAAACUAUGCCGCGUCUCGCUAGCUGUUUCCAGCCGUGAUGAGGUUCAGAUUCGGGAGGCAUUAGUAGAGUUUGACGAGCUCCAGAUAUCGGCGACCAACGAUGACGUACGACUAUUCGUCAUGGGAGAGAUGGAAACACGGAUUCAGUCAAGAAAACUACGCAACGUGGGCACAAAGAUGAAGGAGGAGAUUGUGGAUACACUUAUUACCAAGGCUCGGGGAAUGUUUCGGUGGGUAGCAUGUCAAUUGGACUAUCUAUGUGAGCUCUCGACGGAUAGGCAGCGGCGAGAAGCGAUGAAAAGCCUGCCUCCAACACUGCCCGAGACCUAUAUUCGCAUCUUGGAGAGGAUCCCCCUUCCCAAUCUCGAUGCAUUAUCCCCUGAACAAGACAACCGGACUCUGGCGCUCGCCUGCCUCAAUUACCUCCAGGUUGCGAAUUUCGAGCGACUUGUUUGUGGUGACGAAACGAUACUCUUCGAUUCAGAGUUGCCGUUCCAUAGGUAUGCGAUUUUGAACUGGGCGCGGCACGCUGCCAACCACCUUGAAGAUGACGAGGUGUUUGGACUUAUGAAGACGUUGUUCGACCCAGCACGGAGCGCUCCUCCAAAUUACGCAUGGAAACUAAACAUGCUUCCUCACAGUGGUGACAUGAGCCGCUAUGGAGAUGACAAGACAUCCAUCUCAGUCCCGAGUCCUUUCGAGCUUGCAGCGAUAGGACCUGAGAUGAUCUGCACCGGGAUCUACGACAGCCCAAGUCGAGAACUGCCGCAAGACCAAGCGCUCUGGAAUUCCAAGUUCGAUAGCUUUGGGAUAACCACAGUCCGAGUCCUGGAUACACUCCAAACUCUCAGAGCUUCAGGGAUGGAAGACACCAAGCCACCGUUCCCGCGCCUUGACCACACCCUCAACACCGUCAUACAUCGAGCGGUUUACCUUGACCCUUCUUACAUCAUUGUCGCCGUCCGGGUUAUCCUCUCUACCGUAGCGGCCGUGGACGUCUCUAAAUUGCCGGAAACGCCACUGGCGGCUGACUCGAUGGAGUGGUUUAUCCGGGAAAGAGUGUGGGUGAAGUAUGGCAUGCAGCUCACUUAUAAGGUUGACUACGAGUCCUUGUUGAGAGAAGCCAUCCUCCAACUGAAUCCUCUUACAUCGGAGGCACCCUUCAUCGGUCGCCUCUGCUACGCGUGCUGGGAAAUGGCGCUUUCCUGGCGACUGGCGUUUACGCUGGACCCCUGCUUCGUCAGCACCGCAAUAAAGGUCAUGGUCAGCGCGGAGCAGCCGGGCCGCAUACCACACAUUCUCACAUUGACCAACGGGGCCGGGGACCUGAGUCACCCUUUACGCGAGGUCAUCGCUACGCUAGUGCGUCUCGACACCUUGGAAGCAUUCGAGAAUGCUAACGAGACCUGCGCAGUUUUCUCACUGCUGGAGCCUUUACCCUUCUGGUCCGAUGAGGGCGGUCGGAAUAAAGCGAUGGGCGCGAUACAGAACAAAGACAUCAUAUACCCACUUGAGGCCUCUAUCUUGAAGAAACUUCUUCAAAUGACAAAAUACCUUGACAACUUCAUUUCUUCGGAUGCCGCGAUCCUCCUCCACUACGCGUCUAUCCUCGGAAUCCGGUACUUGGCGCACGCUGAGGACCUGGUCAGAUAUCUACUCGCAUCCGGCUUAGACGUCCACAGGAGGGCAGGUCGGUACUCCCCGCUUGAGGUCGCGUGUUUAGCCAUCUCAGAAAGCGCUGACCUUUGCGACGCCUUUGCCUCGGUGCUGUCCGCGGAGCGCCUUGGCGAGGCGAACCCAACCGAGGGCAUGGCCGCCUUUCACUACGCAACGCUCGUACAUAGAGCAGAAGUAACACCCAUGAUGAAGGCGCUCCUGAAUUGUGGCGCCAAUGUCAACGCGCCAGUAGUAAAGUCGGGGGUAACGCCCUUGAUGGCAGCUGUAUCUCUGAAGAGCGUGAGCGGCGCGAUCUGGCUGCUUCAGCACGGCGCCGACCCAACGGUCAGUGACAAGACGGGGACAUGCGCCGUCAGUAUUGCAUGCAACUCGGGUUAUACUGCCUUUCUCGAGUACUUGGAGGGUUGGACGUCGCCGAAAACAGGCAAGCCUUUCGACUGGGAAGCCAACUCUCUCUACUAUUCAACCCGCAAACUCAAGACUCACCUAAACCCACUCCAUAUGGCGUGCAUUUCCAGCAAUCGAGCCGUCGUGGCCUUCCUUCUCGAGAGGAAGCUCGUGGGCAUCAACAACAAAACCCACCGGGGCUACACGGCGAUGCACCUCGCAGUAAGGUUCCAUAAUGCAGAAAUUCUGUCUCUCCUCGUAGAGUACGGCGCGGAUAUAGGCGCGGUGGAUAAUCUGGGGCAGCUUCCGCUGCACUGGGCCGUGGCCUGGGGCUACCUUGAUGCCGUCGAAUUCUUACUAUCCAAGGGCUCCCCGCAGACACGGAAUUAUUUAGGCAAAACUCCGCUCACAAUUGCAGUUGACGGUAAAAGAUUGGAAAUGAUUACGCUGUUCGAGAACAUUCUCGGAGAAAAACCGGCGGACAGCCAUGGCGCGCUAGGGCUAUCCGCGGCGGCCGACUUUUUCGUUGCAGCGGUCAAACGCGGUGAUGUCAACGCCGUUAGCCAUGGGGCGCAGGAGGUCGUCAACCUCCUCUUGAACCGAGGCGCUACCACCGCCGAUGUGUUUCCCUUCCUAAUAAUGCCCGACGAGCAUGAUCCCUGGCACGGAACUGUUCUUGAUUUGGCCGUGAUAAAAUUUGCUAGCGAAGCGAUAUUAUGGCGUCUACUAGACCGCCAUCUUGAAGAAGGAGAAAACCACCUCAACAACCCACCAGGGCUGUUGUGGAGAGCAGCGCUCCACGAAAAUAUCUUGGCCAUAAAUGUGCUGACAAGGCACUUAAAGGCCAAUAUCAAAGCCUACAGAAAGAACUGCACCACGCUCGAGUGCUCCGAUCUUUUCCUCCUCGCAAAUGGCGCCGACGUCCACCAACCCAACGACGUCGGCGCCCGGCCCCUCCAUAUAGCGGCACGCUCCAAGGCCCAAAACUCCGAUCAAAUCAUGAAAUUCCUCAUCGCUGCCGGCGCCGCCGUCAACGUGCGCAACAUAUUCGGCAAUGACGCUAUUUCAUUGUGCGGCCGAGAUCCGGUCAAUAGAGAAAUUCUUCUCAGCGGCGACGCUCCGCUCUCAUUCAGCACGUUUGCGCUGCAGCACCGCCCAUCACCCUUUGGCGACUUUAUCUCCAUUCUUGACACGGAUGCCUUCGUCCUCCUCGCGCGCCACGGCAUCGAUCCCACGUCCGACAAUGGCCUUGGGGCCAUACCUGCACACGCCGCCAUGGCGCAAGCUAAGGUUGCUAGCUUGCUCCUGAACGGAGAUUACGGGAUGACGGAACUGGCCUCGCCCCGUAUUGAUUUUGCCCAUCCUAUCGAAUCCUCAUGGCUGGGUAGCGCCUUUCGGCUCUAUCGUCGGCGGAUCCCCGAGGCGCGGUUCAAACGUGUCCUGGAGUCGCCCGUAUUCCACGGCUGUACCUGUCUCUACUGGGCAGCCCUGCGAGGGGGCAACCUCCAGGCCGUCAAGGUGUUGGUUCGCCACGGCGCGAAGCUCUUGUUCUGGGACGCGGACCGCGAGAUUUCCGCCAUCGACCUCGCCCGCGAGUCGGCGGAGGUCGUGCGUUGGCUUCUCGUGCUUCGACAUACGGAGCAAAAUAAGAUUCAGGCGGCCGGGGCAGAGGGAUCGGAAGGAUUUGGCAGUAUCCUCUGA